Molecule: messenger RNA, 1461 nt
Organism: Physella acuta
Lineage: Eukaryota; Metazoa; Mollusca; Gastropoda; Physidae
Product: ER membrane protein complex subunit 8
Cellular component (GO): EMC complex
Source: RefSeq, a predicted model, not a curated record
UUGAGUCGAUAAAAAAUAACAAAAUGGCUGACGCUACUGUUAGUGUACGGGCUCAUUGCAAACUGUUACUGCAUGCUGCUAAAUAUCCCCACAGCUCAGUAAAUGGCAUUUUAUUGGCGGAGGAUAACAAAAAUAAAGAUCUGAAUAAAUCACUACGUUAUGUUGACUGCGUUCCUCUAUUCCAUGUGUCAUUAGGUUUAGCACCCAUGUUAGAAAUCGCUCUUUUGCACGUUGAUGCUUACUGUAAAAGUAAAGGAUUGGUUAUUGCUGGAUAUUAUCAGGCAAAUGAAAAUUUGAAUGAAAAUGAAAUGAAUCAUGUUUCUAAGACAGUGGGCAAGAAAGUUCAGGAGAAUUUCCAUGAUGCUUGUGUCCUAAUAAUUGACAACAGGAAAGUAAAACCAGAAACUGUUUCCCAGCCAUAUAAAGUGUUUGCUCAUAAAGAAAACGGAUGGAAAGAAAUAGAAAAGAAGAGCUCCUCAACAGAAGAUGAGUUACAAAAAGAACAAUGCCUCUACACCCUACUCAAGUCUGGAGCACAGCGACAUGUAAAAGAUUUUGACAACCAUUUAGAUGAUGUUCGGAAUGAUUGGAGGAACUUGGAACUUAAUGAUAUGAUUGCUCGGUGUAUAUAACAUUGCAUCCAUUCAGUCAUGCAAAUUUCAUUUUGUAAGAUAUUAAAAUAACCUUUGCAUGUAAGUGGCCAGUGAGAGCUGUGAAUGUCAUAAUUUAAAAAGGUGAUUGCUUGUCUGUACAUGAGUGUUACAUUAAGACUAUUGUUAGUAUAAGGAAGAACUCAUUCUAAGUGUAAUGCUUGUGUUGAACAAGUCUGUAUGAUGCUAGCAUACCUCUUUUUUUGUUAUAACAUGUAUUACAUUCAGAAUAAAGAAUUGUUAAGUGUUGUUAUUGAUGGUUAUCACAUUUUCUUAAAAUCUCUGUAUGCAAACUUUAUAGACAUUUCUUUUUCUCAUAAACAAAAAGCAUUUAAUGUUAUGUAAAAUUUUCGUUGGUUAAGAAAAAUUGAAGACACUUUUUGUCCCAAAUGUUAAAAAAGUGAAGUUUUAAUAUACAACUGAUGUAGAAAAAAUAAAAGCUUUUAAAAAAACUUCAAUAAAUGGUGGGGACCACUUAAAUUAAAAAAAAAACAAAACCUUAUUUAUGUAAGAAUGUUUACAUUCUUUUGUGGACCUAUAAAAAUGGAAAUCACAUCAUCAGAAAUGUGAAACAUAGCAUUACAAAAGAUUAAUUAUUAAUAUUUAUUUCUGUUUAUGUUCUAUGGACCUUCUAAUGUGAUCAUGCAUUUACUUUUAUAAAUAUUGCAUUUGAGUGUCUGGAAAAUUGAUGCAAAAAAAAAAUCCUAGUUAAUGACACAAUAUGCAUUUAACAUGUGAAAUAAAAGAAUCUUUAAAAAAAAUUGUUAAUGUUACUUAUUAUUUAAUGCAACAUGACUGUUUAUUGUUAGGU